AUGCGUCUCGUCGCUACUACUCUCCCAGUCAACCCCCCAAGCGAGACUCUCCACCUUACUGAGGCACAGCUCUAUCAGGGCCUCAUCUCAAAGGCCCGCGACCCAAUCCGUUUCGUUAAGCAGAUCCAGCAGUGCCGCAUCUUGAGCGAGCAUGAAUCUGGCCUCCGCCGCGAGAUCGUCUUCACAGGGAGGCCCGAGGCCAUGCUUGAGGACGUCGAAUACUUCCCACCUGGUCUGGUGAUGUUCACAAUGACGUCGCCGACGUCCAACGAUCGCACAACACCUCAGGCGCGCAUAACGAAUUUGAUCAGUCAUACACCUGACGGCGGCCUGUUCCUUACAUUCAGCUUCGCUUUUGGCCCUAAUGGCCAGCUGGACAAGGACUCGGAGGCGGAUACGCGUGAGAGGGAAGUGCGCAAGGCGGGCGAAGAAACCGUUGCCCACACCUUGGCUGUUGUCAGAGAGUUGGUCCAGUCGGGCCAGAUAAAGGCUUGA
Molecule: messenger RNA, 495 nt
Organism: Fibroporia radiculosa
Lineage: Eukaryota; Fungi; Basidiomycota; Agaricomycetes; Polyporales; Fibroporiaceae
Exons: 3
Coding region: 1-495 (164 amino acids)
Source: RefSeq, a predicted model, not a curated record